Marchantia polymorpha subsp. ruderalis is the source of this 2341-nucleotide messenger RNA. NCBI's taxonomy places the organism in Eukaryota, Viridiplantae, Streptophyta, Marchantiopsida, Marchantiales, Marchantiaceae. The record is from the annotation of a GenBank genome assembly.
GCAAACACAGGAACCAAACUUUAGUCGUCGAGGUGUUUGGAAAAAUAUCACAGCACUUGAGCGGGUGGAUACUCGAAGGAAGUUAUGGCCAAGACAAAGCGUCGACAAUUGGCUGCACUUGCUGCGAAGGCUGAUGGCAAGGGUCUCACUGGCACUGAGGAGAGAAUUGCGUCAUGCCAAGAGGCAGGCCCAUCAGGCACUAUUUCACACAAAAGCGAUCCCUUGGUUGAAUAUCGACCCCAGCGUCUGCUAAUCAAGAUACCUGCUUUGCCAUCGAAGCCCUCCGCCACUUCAGAGGUCCCCAAGAUCAUCAAGAGGCGCAAAAGAAAAGCUUCCGUUGCAGGCGAGGUAGUCUCGAAGUCUUUGCCAGCAGAUGGUCCAAAGAGGAGGAAGCGAAGGACUCGAUUAGAAAUGGAGCUGAACUACGAUCACGUCCCCGCAGACAAUGCGAAGAUAAGCAAAAGGAGAGCCAAAGGAAACUCGACUGUGAUUCCUAAGCAAGCUCCAGUGGAAGGAUCUAGGAUUAGGAAGAGGAGAGCAUCAGCGGGUCCGAAGAUAAACACUAAGCAUGUCCCGAUAGACGAAGCAAAAGGUAGCAAGAAGAGAGCUGCAUUGGACACAGGUCUGAAUAGCAAACAAAUUCCAGCAGAUGAGGCAAAGAUCAGCAAGGUUAUUUUGAAGUUAGGAAAAUGGAGAAGAGAGAAGAUGAUUGGAGAUGUGCGGUCCCCGGUAGCACAAGUACCCUCGGCUGGCAGGCAGUCCAGAACAAAAGUGACCUCACUACCACCAUCAAGAAAGAGAGUGAAGGUGCAACAAGUGCCCAUCAAGUCACCAGCAGAAACCAGUCCUAGGGAAGUGGCCAGCAGACAUUCGGGUCACACACCAACGGAAAACGGAGAUACCACACUUCUUGUUGCUUUAAAGGUCUCUUCUGGGGAGCCUGUUCUAAGUUCCACAAACAGAUCAGUAGAAGUAGCAAGCACCUGCAAUGGAGAUGCAACGAGGAAUCGAGCUACUUCACCAAUUGCCACGUUUAGAAGAAAGCGAGGCUCUGUUUCCAAAGCUGUUGACCACUGUCCAACGAGUCCUAAGUGUGCAGACCGGGAGAGGAGAUCUAGAACGGAGACAGUAGAGACCAGAGGUGCUGAUGGUCCAGAAUUACCUGACAUCCAGUGUAAGAAGACUGUCACCUCCCAUCCCGAGGGUUUAGGUAACAACACUCCAUCAGACGAUAUUUCAGUUGUAAGAUUUACAACAGACGGAGCAACACCAAGUGGGGCGCAACCUGAUCCUCACAUUGGAGGCUCUUCCAACAUAGCUGGUUCCCAACAAAACCUGCCGCUCCUUCAGACUGAACGUCCAAGCAAUUCUUAUCUCCAGGAUCAGAACAUUAGACCCAUGCAGCACACGUAUCUAUCAAGUGCGACCGAGGAGGAGGAUUGUAAACCACUUUGGCAGAUGGAACAGCUCCAGCUAGCUCUUCCGUUUACUCCUGGGGAGAAUGGCGUCUUCCUGGUCAUAAAAAAGGAGGAAGGGGUAGAUAUUGAUCAGUCUGCUCAGUGUUCUGCAGGGAAAGAUGUCAUUCUUAGUGGAGCAGAACUUAUUAGACAGAACAGUCAGCUGGCCAUCAUCAACAAACGCCUAGAUGCAGCAGGAGGUCUUAGGAGUUGGCUCUUGGACAAGGGUUUGGGACAAUUUGUGCCCAUUUUCGACGACAACAAGAUUGACAGCCUGACUCUGCUACACAUAACUAUGACAGGACUCAAGGAAAUGGGAAUGGUUCCAGUAGGACCCCGGCGAAAGUUUAUGCAUGCUCUCAAUUGCUUAACUGGUCGUACUCCAUUAACUUCUGUCGGAGGUUUGCUCCUGAGGUAGAUAGAGAUUCCUCGUUAAGCCAUUUCGUAUUCUGACUUGCAACAGAUGGAGAUAUGAUAAGCCUGGAACAAGGGUUAUCAUAUUUGGUUCCUUACACUAAGUAAUCGCUUUAGAUACACAAACUUUUGGGUAGAGAGGACACUACCCCUGCCUUCAGAGUUUCAAGUCAGGUUGUAAGAAUUCAGAGCAGUAUUGUUUUCCAUUGGCGAGCUCUUUCCAGACAGAGCCUCCAUGAGAAUUGUCAUAUUUGCAAUGGUUUGCACCAAGUUUUGGUGGAGUCACAGUUCUCGUCUCCAAGACGAGUAGGAAUACUACACUGAUAGAGUUUAGAAUCAUACAAGCAGUCUGCAGAUUUGUUCCAAUUAUCCAAUCCUUGAAAAGUAUUUUAUUCAUCUUCACAGAAUACAUUUCUUAAUUUAUCACAGUUAACUCAGCUCUAUGUUUUACUUUCUCCAGUUGGACCCGC